Messenger RNA from Vicia villosa (hairy vetch), 1128 nucleotides. Its product is annotated as translocon-associated protein subunit alpha-like. Lineage: Eukaryota; Viridiplantae; Streptophyta; Magnoliopsida; Fabales; Fabaceae. Gene Ontology annotation, cellular component: endoplasmic reticulum; endoplasmic reticulum membrane. The transcript has 8 exons. Bases 101 to 865 code for a protein of 254 amino acids. The record is from RefSeq and is a predicted model, not a curated record.
UCGUUUUAAGACGAACAACAACCCCAUUACAAAUCUGGUUUAUUUCAUCGUUGAAAAAUUCCCUCACACGUUUCAUUUGAGAAAAUCGCAACACACAACCAUGGCUUCCUUCAACACCAUUUGGAUUUUCUCUCUCGCUCUUCUCCUCAUCGCUUCUCCAGUUGUUAGGUGUCAGUCGGAUUCAGGUGAAGCUGUUGAGACUACUGAAAGUGAUAUUGGAAUUGUUGGUGAUGAUGCUCAAGACUUUGAUAGUGUUGGUACCUUUUCUGCUGCUCCGGGGAUUGAUACGAUAAGUGUGUUUCCGAAAAAUAUUGCGAAAUUGGUUACAGCUGGAGAAGAGACCGAGCUGCUAGUUGGUUUAAAAAAUGAUGGCGAGUCCAGCUUGAAUGUUGUUGCAAUCAAGGCCAGUAUUCACCUUCCUGUUGAUCAUCGUCUUCUUGUCCAAAAUCUUACUGCUCAGGUUUUCAACAAUGGUUCUGUACCAGCCUCAGCGCAAGCCACUUUCCCAUACAUAUUUGCAGUCAGCAAAUUCUUGCAGCCUGGAAGUUUUGAUCUUGUUGGCACUAUUAUCUAUGAGAUAGAUGAGCAUCCAUACCAAAGCACCUUCUUUAAUGGAACUAUUGAAGUUGUUGAAUCGGGUGGGUUUCUUAGCAUCGAAUCUGUUUUUCUUGUUACUCUUGGAGCUGCCCUCCUUGUCCUCCUGGGGCUAUGGAUUCAGGGUCAAGUACAAAACCUAUCUAAGAAAUCAAAGAGAGCUCCCAAAGUUGAAGUUGGAACCAGGUCUAUAGAUGCUUCGACAGACGAAUGGCUACAGGGAACUGCAUAUACUCAGUCUCUUUCCAGCAAAUCAAAGAAGAAGAAGUAGAUGAAUAGUUUUCCUCAAGUUCUUCAGCCAAACAUGACUAGAGAUGUAACACCAUGUUAAUUAGUUUGAGAGAGCGCGAGGAAUUGUGGCUGAAUGAUGACGACCUGCCUUUUCUGUUGUAGCUUUAAAGAAAUUUUACUUUUUCCCCUUCCAAUGAGUUUGAGCUUUUUUUAAGAAAAAACUAACAGGAAUGUGAGUUAGGAAGGAUAGAACUUUUGAGAAGUGGCACAAUUUUUGUUACAUAAUGUUCAUUUUACUAUUUA